Molecule: messenger RNA, 4166 nt
Organism: Chrysochloris asiatica (Cape golden mole)
Lineage: Eukaryota; Metazoa; Chordata; Mammalia; Afrosoricida; Chrysochloridae
Gene: PLCL2
Product: phospholipase C-like 2
Exons: 6
Coding region: 65-3457 (1130 amino acids)
Biological process (GO): intracellular signal transduction; regulation of synaptic transmission, GABAergic; lipid metabolic process
Molecular function (GO): inositol 1,4,5 trisphosphate binding; phosphatidylinositol-4,5-bisphosphate phospholipase C activity; GABA receptor binding
Source: RefSeq, a predicted model, not a curated record
GCGGCCCGAGGCGGCGGCGGGGACGCGGGGACGCGGCUUUGUGCUGGCGGGUCGCGGGGCGCCCAUGGCGGAGUGCGGCCGGGGGGGCACCGCCGGCGGGGCCCUACCCACCUCCCCGAGCCCGGCCCUCGGCACCAAGGGUUCUCUGAAAGCCACAGCCGGGGAAGGCGGCGGCGGCGGCGGGGGAGGUCGCCUCGGCCACGGGCGGGCGCGCUAUGACAGCGGCGGGGUUUCUAACGGAGACUGCAGCCUCAGCGUGUCUGGGGACGAAGCCAGAGCCAGCCCCGCCAAGGGACCACACGGCACUGCGAUCGCCCUGACCCCCAGUCCGGCCGCUGGCCCCCUCCCCCGGGAGAGCAAGCCAGGAGGCCUGCCCCGCCGGAGCAGCAUCAUCAAGGAUGGUACAAAACAGAGAAGAGAACGGAAAAAGACUGUAUCGUUCAGCAGCAUGCCAACAGAGAAGAAGAUCAGCAGUGCCAGUGAUUGUAUCAAUUCAAUGCUGGAGGGUUCAGAACUCAAAAAGGUCCGGUCCAACUCUAGAAUUUACCAUAGAUAUUUUUUACUGGACGCCGACAUGCAGAGCCUGAGGUGGGAGCCGUCCAAGAAAGAUUCUGAGAAGGCCAAGAUUGAUAUUAAAUCCAUUAAGGAAGUGAGAACAGGAAAAAAUACAGACAUAUUCCGCAGCAAUGGCAUUUCUGAACAGAUAUCUGAAGACUGUGCAUUUUCAGUCAUAUAUGGAGAGAAUUAUGAGUCACUUGAUUUGGUUGCCAACUCUGCAGAUGUUGCAAACAUCUGGGUUACCGGACUGCGGUAUCUAAUUUCUUAUGGAAAACAUACACUUGAUAUGUUAGAAAGCAGCCAAGACAACAUGAGGACUUCUUGGGUUUCCCAAAUGUUUAGUGAAGUAGAUUUAGAUGACCUUGGACAUGUCACUCUGUGUAAUGCUGUGCAAUGCAUCAGAAACCUCAAUCCUGGUUUGAAAACUAGCAAAAUUGAGCUGAAGUUCAAAGAAUUACACAAAUCCAAGGACAAAGCUGGGACUGAAGUCACAAAGGACGAGUUUAUUGAGGUUUUCCAUGAGCUUUGUACUAGACCCGAAAUUUAUUUCCUUUUAGUUCAGUUUUCAAGCAAUAAAGAAUUCCUUGAUACCAAGGACCUUAUGAUGUUUCUGGAGGCAGAGCAGGGUGUGGCACAUAUAAAUGAGGAAAUAAGCCUUGAAAUUAUUCACAAAUAUGAGCCAUCCAAAGAGGGUCAGGAAAAAGGCUGGCUCUCCAUAGAUGGAUUCACAAAUUACCUUAUGUCACCUGACUGUUACAUAUUUGAUCCGGAGCAUAAGAAAGUUUGUCAGGAUAUGAAGCAACCUUUGUCUCAUUACUUUAUAAACUCAUCUCAUAAUACAUACUUAAUAGAGGAUCAGUUCCGGGGUCCCUCUGAUAUCACAGGAUACAUUCGAGCUCUUAAAAUGGGUUGCCGGAGUGUUGAAUUAGAUGUAUGGGAUGGGCCAGAUAAUGAACCUGUCAUUUACACGGGCCACACCAUGACCUCCCAGAUAGUCUUCCGCAGUGUCGUUGAUAUUAUUAACAAGUAUGCAUUCUUUGCUUCAGAGUAUCCUCUUAUUUUGUGUUUAGAAAACCACUGUUCUAUUAAACAACAGAAGAUAAUGGUUCAACACAUGAAGAAAAUCUUAGGAGAUAGGCUCUAUACAACAUUACCUAAUGUGGAGGAGUCUUAUCUGCCAUCCCCAGAUGCCCUAAAAGGAAAAAUACUGAUUAAAGCAAAGAAGCUUUCCUCAAAUUGCUCUGGAGUAGAAGGAGAUGUUACUGAUGAGGAUGAAGGAGCAGAAAUGUCUCAGAGGAUGGGAAAGGAGAAUGCAGAGCAGCAGCCCAACCAUGUGCCUAUGAAGCGAUUUCAGCUUUGUAAAGAACUCUCUGAGCUGGUCAGCAUAUGUAAAUCAGUUCAGUUCAAAGAAUUUCAGGUGUCAUUUCAGGUUCAGAAGUACUGGGAAGUCUGUUCUUUUAAUGAAGUGCUUGCCAGCAAAUACGCCAAUGAAAAUCCAGGGGACUUUGUAAACUAUAACAAGCGUUUUCUUGCUCGGGUUUUUCCUAGCCCAAUGAGAAUUGACUCUAGUAACAUGAACCCUCAAGAUUUUUGGAAAUGUGGCUGUCAAAUAGUAGCCAUGAACUUUCAGACACCAGGAUUGAUGAUGGACCUGAACAUCGGCUGGUUUAGACAGAAUGGGAAUUGUGGCUAUGUCCUCCGGCCAGCCAUCAUGAGGGAGGAAGUCUCCUUCUUCAGCGCCAAUACAAAAGACUCAGUCCCAGGAGUUUCACCUCAGCUUCUUCACAUUAAAAUCAUCAGCGGGCAGAACUUUCCCAAACCCAAAGGAUCAGGUGCCAAAGGUGAUGUGGUGGAUCCUUACGUCUAUGUUGAAAUUCACGGCAUCCCUGCUGAUUGUGCAGAACAAAGGACCAAAACUGUGCACCAGAAUGGAGACACUCCCAUUUUCGACGAGAGCUUUGAAUUUCAGAUCAACCUACCUGAACUGGCCAUGGUACGCUUCGUAGUGCUAGAUGAUGAUUACAUCGGGGAUGAAUUUAUAGGUCAGUACACAAUUCCCUUUGAAUGUUUACAGACAGGCUACCGCCAUGUGCCCCUGCAAUCGCUGACUGGAGAGGUCCUCGCACACGCUUCUUUAUUUGUCCACGUGGCUAUUACUAACCGAAGAGGAGGAGGGAAACCUCACAAGAGAGGCCUGUCUGUGAGAAAAGGGAAGAAGUCCAGGGAAUAUGCAUCACUGAGAACACUGUGGAUUAAAACUGUAGAUGAGGUUUUCAAGAAUGCCCAGCCCCCCAUACGGGAUGCCACCGAUCUGAGAGAGAACAUGCAGAAUGCAGUGGUGUCUUUCAAGGAGCUGUGUGGGCUCUCUUCUGUGGCCAAUCUCAUGCAGUGCAUGUUGGCAGUCUCUCCUCGUUUCCUGGGGCCUGAUAACGCCCCCCUGGUGGUACUGAAUCUCAGCGAGCAAUAUCCCACAAUGGAGUUGCAGGGGAUCGUACCUGAGGUUCUAAAGAAGAUUGUAACGACCUAUGACACGAUGAUACAGUCCCUCAAGGCAUUGAUUGAAAAUGCAGAUGCUGUGUAUGAAAAAAUUGUACAUUGUCAAAAGGCUGCCAUGGAAUUCCACGAACACUUGCACAGCAUAGGCACAAAGGAAGGUCUGAAGGAAAGAAAACUACAAAAAGCAGUGGAGAGCUUUACCUGGAAUAUUACCAUCUUAAAGGGACAAGCGGAUCUUUUGAAAUAUGCUAAGAACGAGACUAUGGAGAAUCUGAAACAAAUCCAUUAUGCUGCUGUCUCAUGUGGACUGAAUAAACCAGGCACCGAACAUGCUGACAUUCAGAAGCCACGCCGGAGCCUGGAAGUCAUACCUGAAAAAGCAAAUGAUGAAACUGGAGAAUGAAGGAACUUUCUAGAAAUCAUUAUGGAGUUUAUAACUCUAGGACCAAUUGUAGUCAAAUGGAACAUUUGCUUUGCACUCACUAAUGAAAAUAAUAUUUGGAAUUUUAAAGCACAACUGGAAUAGCUCAUUACAGUCUAUUAAAACUGUGAAUGUAUGUAGCAAUCCUGCGUGUGAAGGCAAAUAAACUCCUUAACAAGAAAUUAUAUUCCUGGCCAAAAUAUGCUAUAUUUGUAUACAAAGACAUCAUAACUCAGUUACGGUGUGAAGAACAGAAUAUUCACUCGAGUUCCAUUGAGAAACAAACGUUUUCCUAACUGAAAAUGAUUUCUUAAGAUGGAAAUGGUCUGGAGUGUCAAAUUAGUAUUUAUUGGAGAGAAAAAACAAAACCCAACCAAGACUAAUCUAUACAUUUCUUCUUUUCUGUGUGAUUGUAAAUGAUUUCGGUGGCAUGCUUGCUGAGCCAUAAGUACUAAGGAGAAUGUAAUUGGACAGGUUUCCUGAAUUGCAGGGCACCUGGAGAGCCAUCAUGUACAAGGACAACGUGCAAUUGGACUGAAACUCCCUGACUGAAGACACAGAUUCUGUCAGUAAAUGGGGGGGCCAUACCAUGUAAUAGCAGUUCAAUCUGGAAGCAACACACUGUAAAUAGUUUUUCAUUGUGUGAAGUAGUGUUCACAUUAAAAAGAUGUUUUAUGAUAUUUCUCCAAUA